CCCAGUGUAGGAGCAGCAGCAGAGAACUAAUGGCUAGGCUUCUUAUUCUUAUUUUCCUCCAGCUCACAGACGUGCGCUUACGAGCUAGUGUCACUGUUUGAGCGCCGGUGCGUGUUCGCGGGCAUGGCCAGGUAUCAUGGGAAUACAGCUGUCCACGUUCCACUGGGAAACACUAUGUUGAUCACACCUUACUUGACCAUCUGAGGGUCAGUGUUCUUGACAGGGGGAAAAAAAGUGAAUGAUAAGAAAGCUGUAAUAAAGGACUGUGAAAGUGCAGCGCACGCCGACUCCUCGAUCCUCGCUGUUUCAGCAUCUUCUGUGUUGGAUGGCUCUGAAUGAGAAGGUGGAGUAAUGGACGUCCAUGAGCCAUCCAUCACUGUCACCAUGAGGCAGCUCAAAGGGUAGGGUCUGCCGUGAGCUCGCCUCACCUUACCCUCCCACUCCCAUCAGCUGCACCUCAGAGAGAAGCAUAACCCUUCAGUUCUGCCCAUCUUCUCAAACCCCCCCACCACCUCAACACCAUUGGAAGACCAACAUGGCGAGCAUUGCGAAGACGCUGGUCGAUGUCUGAUAUAUGUACCUCUAAGGUGUCGAGCGUAAAACCAGUGGAGCAAUGAAUGGCGGAAAGGACUGCGAGGCAGGAGAUGAGCGGCAGGCCGGCCCUGUCCAGGUCCCCAUUGGCUGGCAGCGAAAGACGGAGCAUGGCGGAGGCGUCAUCUACAUUAGUCCCAGUGGCUCAGUGCUGUCCAGUUUGGAGCAGGUCAAAACCUACCUGCUGACAGAUGGAACCUGCAAAUGUGGCCUGGAGUGUCCGCUCAUUCUCCACAAGGUGUUUAACUUCAGCCCAGGGACAGUUGUUAAGCAGAGGACAGCCGAAGAUGUUAAAGCAGAUGAAGAUGUCACCAAACUCUGCAUUCACAAGCGGAAGCUUCUGGCCGUGGCCACUCUGCAUAAGAGCAUAGAAACACACCCGCCGUUAACGCUGACCAGCCCAGGGGGAGGUACAUCGUCUGUGGUCGCCACGCAUUCCACGACUCAACGAGCAAUAAGGACUAAACUCCAUGAUGGCUUGUCUAGUGCAUUUGGCCCUGAAAGCAAAAAUCCUUUUAAGAUGAUGAUAGCAUCUGGACAGCAGCAGCGGCUCUAUGCACCCCAGGAGACUGGUGGAGUCCUGCAGCCAGAGGUCUACCCUGGGUACCCUAGGCAGCAGAGACUAAAUAGUAGUGAGCCAGGCACCAAAUCCCCCUACCGGGCUGGCUAUGGAGGCAUGCUGAGUCCACCCCCUUCUAGUGCCAGACUUUAUGCAGAUGGAUCACAGUCUCCCAGUGCAGACACUCUGGCCAGCCCUGAGGGUUUUCCAAGGACUAAUCCUUGUGGAUUUCCAGGAGCUGGUAGCCCCAGUUCAACCACUGUCCUUGGGAAUACCAGGAUGCAUCUUUCCCCACCCGGUGUGAUGCUUCAUGGCUCUCCUGCAGGCCAGCCAUCUUGUGCUAUGACAGGGAGGACUAGCACACCCCUUUCUCCUACGGCCACUGCCAAAAGUCCUGUAAUGAACAUGCCACGGGGGACCUACCCGUCUGCGAUAGAUAUUCCCCGAGCAGCGUUCCACCACAAAACACAGCCUCCUGUACAUCCUGUACCACCACCACCCUGCACGCUUCAGAAAAGGCAGUUGACCUCUGAAAAAGACCCCUUAGGUAUCUUGGACCCUAUUCCUAGCAAACCUGUUAACCAGGCCCCUACCAGUGCGCCAAAUCCCUCAAAUUUCCAGCCUAGUAUCCACUCUCAGGUACCAAUGAUGAAUGUAAACAUACCCCCUCCUGCCAUUGUUCCCUUGCCAAGCAACUUACCUUUACCCACAGUGAAGCCUGGGCCUGUGGGGCACAGUAGCCACAUUCAAAGAACUCAACAGGCCGGACCGGCCUCCAUGUCUCCUUCCCCUGUUACUUCCCCUGUACACAUGGCUGGGCCUGCUGUAGGAAGGAUAGAAGUCUCUCCACAUCGCUCUCGAUCCUCCUCCACAUCCUCUGAACAUGGGAACUUUGCUAUGCCUUCGGGGCACCAAGCCCCUUGUGGCACUAUGAAGGUUCCACCUCGUUCCCCCAGGUCAGCCAUGGGUUCCCCCAGACCAGCCAUGCCCUCCAGCCCCUCCAGUAAAACUGACCCACUUCACCAAUACAAAGACUCCCAGUUGUUGUCUGGAAUGGGAAACUCGAUUGGCACGCAACAGCACAGCAACCCCAUGUACUCACCCACCUCUUCAUCGUCCUCAUCAUCCUCUUCUCUCGCCACCCCCAGCGCUUCCCAGAAGGGCCACCCAGGACUCCUGGGGAUGCCACUCAACCAGAUCCUCAACCAGCAAAAUGCCGCUUCCUUCCCUGCCAGUAGCCUCCUUUCAGCGGCGGCCAAAGCACAGCUUGCAAAUCAAAACAAACUUGUAACUGCAGGCAACUGCACUUCUGACAUAGCUGGCAGUGCUGUUGGUAUGGUAAGCGUAGGGACAGGUGGUGGAAGUAAUGGAGGGAGCAGUGGACACCCAGGCUCUCUGAGUGGCCCUCGAAGCAUGGAGGGACACGGCACUUUAAACCCCAUGCUCCCGCCAAAUUCCACCAUGCUACUCAACAGUCCUGAGGGCCAGAGUGGUCGGGCUGCACUGCGAGACAAGCUGAUGGCCCAACAGAGAGACCCCCUCCGUAAACGCAAGCAGCCAUCUGGCAGUUCUGCUCUAAACCAUGACACUGGUAACAACAUGGUCUACAACAUGCUCAACAAACCAGCAGUGGGAGUGCCCCAUAUGCCUGGGCCGAGUGCAACAGAACAGUUACGGAAAGUGGGUCGAAUUGGAAAUCUUCCGCCAAAUACCUCCAUGGCACAGCUCCUCCAGUCCAUGAGCUGCCAGAGCUCCCAUAACAUGACUGCGAACAACCAUCGUCCCGGCCUCAGUCCUGGAUCAGGCCCUGGUCCCCAAGGAGCCACAUUGCUUCACUACGACAGUAUGCCCAUGGUCCCUGGUGCCCCCCAGCAGAACCUCUUAGCCCAACAGAGGCUCCGGGGUCCAGGAGACACCAUGCAGCACUGCCAGAGCAUGGACUCCUCUGGGGGCCACCUAAACCCUCGCCCAGGCCAGUUCCCUGACAUGAUCGCACACAUGCAGGCUUCGUCCAUGAGUAACUGCGGGCCUGUAGGCCCCGAUGGCACGCCGUUAGGACGCCCCAACACUAACCCCCCACCUUUGUCCCACCCAAGCACUCACUCCUCACAGCAGAGCAUUCUUCGUGGUAUGGCUCGGACUAAUAUGGUGCUGAUGCCACAUGGAGGCAGUGAUGGAGGCUGUCCACAGGCUGGUGACACAGUGAACCAGUCCUCGCUUGGCUGCAGUAUGGCCACCUUGCAGCCUCACAUCAACAGCAGCGGAGGCCCGAUGUACCAGCAGCAAGUCCACCAGGGCAUACAGCAGGGCGUGGCCUCCCAUCCAGCCUACCAGAGCCAGCAGCACUUCUCCGACAACCCGCCCUACACAGACAUCAACAACGGCAACGCUCUUUCCAUUGCCUGCCUCUACCAGAACUACCAGCAGGGAAUGUUGACGCAUCCCCAGUUUGGGGAAGGGCAGCCUCCUCCUGGUGAUGGGCUUCCAGCAGGUGCUCCUGUCUCAGAGAGGAUCCCCGGAGGUGGCACAGGGUCCGUGGAUGCCAUCUACAGGGCCGUAGUUGACGCUGCCAGCAAAGGCAUGCAUGUUACCAUAACAACCACAGUAAGCGGGACAACGCAGGCGAGCCCCGUGCCUGCCCUCAGUGCGAUGAGUGCUUUCACUGCCUCCAUAGGGGAACCCGUCAACCUCCCGCAAGCAGUUAGCGCGGUGCUCCACGGGCACCAGGAAGGGGAGGCAUUACCCCAGCAACCCAGGCCGAGGCAAGCAAGGCCAGGACAGAGUCAAAAGCCCAUAGAGCCAGGGAAGAAUACUCCAGACGGUCACGAGGCCAACGACUACUUCCGUUCCCCUGGACGUGGAACCCCCCGGGGGCAAUGGGAUGGGGAAAUGCAGCACGGGGGAGGCUUUGACACUCACAGCAACAACAGCUCCUGGGGUGGGGAGGAGUUCCUGGAGUGCUCCACUCAGGUGAGAAGUAGUCCGUGUAUGGAGCGACCCACCAGCUUGGCUCCUGCUCCAUCCUGCCCCACUGAGGGGUCCAACAACAACGGCCUGGCCAUGGCGCACGAUAAGACCUUUCUUGAUGAUGGUUACCGCUACAACAACUGUAACCGGACACCUGCUAACUACAAGGAGCGUUUGGAGCAAACGGUGGAACGCUGCGCCCACAUUAAUGGCGCAACACCUCACUUCAACACCCGCGGUUAUGGAGAAGUCCUGGGGCCUCCGCGGCAGGAAUUGACCGGGGAUGACCAGUCACCCAGUUCAUCCACAAGCCUGGAGGGGCCUCUGGCCACAGCCAAAGACUACAGUCACUACAACGGUCAUUUCAACGGUAUGGCACCCAGCCCCUCAGACACAAAGAGCCUAAGCAGUGAGGAGGACUUGCGGCAGCCGGACUCGCCCUCCUCGGAGCUGCUUCACUAUCGGUCCAGGACCUUCAACAUGGGAGAGUUGGUCUGGGGCCAGCUGAAGGGCUUCCCACCAUGGCCUGCCAAACUGGCCGGAGAAGAACAAGUGCACAGCGCUGCUCUGCAGCUGCGGGAGCAGGCCAAGUUGGAGCCAGAGAAGCUAAAAACACUAACUCAUGACUUGGAAGCGUUCGACCGAGCCGCCAAAAGAAGCUUAAAUCGGCCGGGGAAACUGAAUAAUCACUUGGAAGCUGCUAUCCAUGAAGCCAUGAGUGAGCUGGAUAAGAUGUCGGGCUCGGUGAGUAUUUACACCUCUGCUGUAAGAUCGAGGCCUCGUCCCGAAGCGUCACUACGUUUGUUCUCAACCAUCUGUCCUCAGAUCCCUCCGAGGGAUCGUCAGGUCAAACUCCCCAAACCUAAGAGGAGGAAGAUCUCGAGAUAACAUUGAAUGUGUUGGCGGUGAACGUCCUUGAAGCCUUGGGAGACGUCGUUGGUUUGGCCUUGACGCGAUCUGAGCUCUCCAACAGGUGCUACACUCGGACUUUCGGUGGUACAUCGUUGUUCCAUGAUACCAACUUGACUUUCGACUGACUCGCAGAAGGUGCUGGAGAUUCCAAUCACCGAUGCAGUUUUAACUGUAGGAAGAAAAAAGACACGAAACAAAACAGUUGCAAUUUGUCUACAGCUCACUGAAUUAACUAUUUUUUUCUAGUAUAAGAUAGUAAAAGAAACAAAAAAAGUUACAAACAUUACCUUACAUAUUUAAGAACAUAGACAGUCCAAAUAUUUCUGAUACAUUUUCAAUGUGUACAUAGUAAUCCUGAAAUUUCAUGCUAUUAAGAAUUGUAUGUAAAUAUUGUACAAUGUCAUGUACAAGCGUACCUAAUGCACAUUUUAUCUUUUAUUGUACAAAAACAAAGCAGAAGUGUACCAAUGUCUUGGUUUCUAUUCAGAAGUGCGGCUGCAUACGGCCGCACGCAUAGGACAAAUAAAAAUAAUGCUUUUAUAUGACGAACUGUACGACGGCGGCAGAACAGGCGUGAGUUUGAGUUCUCCAUUACGCUAGUCACCUCACACCAGUCAAAGUGUUCAUUUGUAUUAAAAAGAAAAUGACAAACAGAAUGAACUUUACCAGCAGAAAGUGUUCAGCGUUCUCCAAAAAAAAAAAAAAGUUAAAAAAAAUCUUUCCGUUUGGUGUUGAACGGUUUUGGUUGAUUUUCCAAUCACUGUAUCCAGGAGACAAAAGAAAGGAAAAAUCCACCUGCCCAUAAACACAAACUCUCAUGUUUUCCGUGUGUAAAUCCCUCCCCCCAAUAACGAUGAACAAAUCAGAAUUUUUAGCUUUUGCUUCACCUCUGUCAGUUUGACUCUUGUACCAGUGGGAGGAGUCCUUAGUUUGUUUUCCUCACGUGUUGUGGAUUUGUGAGUUAAUAUAACAAAUGUGUUGGAAAUCGGCAAAAUAUUUUUCUUGAUAAGUAGUGCAACUAUAUUAGCAAAACUGUAACUGCCAUGCUAUUGGUUGUUAGGAUUAUAUAUAUAUUAUUUAUAACAUUUAAAAAAACUUAGUACAGCUCUUAAUCCUGUGGGGUCCACAGACCCACCGAGGUGUCCAGGCCAUUUUACGAUAACUUCAAAAAUUCUACUUUUCAGGUACUUGCAUGUCGUAUAAUGCCCGUGCGUUGCAUAUAAAAAUGUUCAGAACAAUCUCAGUUUUCUGAAUGCGAGAGAUAUAUUUGUCAUGAACACUGUACAAAAGGUAUAACUUGGCUUGGAAGUUUAAAAUGUGAAACGUGUUUUUAGAAAUUUUUCAGAUCUUUUGUGAAUAUACACCUGACUUGUCUGGGGACCACAGAGGGUUAAUAACUCUGCAAGCUGGCUGCUUGUAUAUGUACAUACGAGUAUCAGUUUCCCUGUUUGAUUGAAGUUUAGGGAACACUCUGGUCAUUAUGUUAAGCUGCCGACAGAAUAAAUCUAAAGCUAGUCGUUUUACUCCUGAUGAGCAUUUUAUUGACAGACUGAGCUGUUACAACAGUUUACACUGGCCCGGUGUCACCGUUAUUCCCUCCCUUGCUGAGACGCCCAGCAUGGAGCCGUUCAUGACUACUUAAUUUCUGCUACGCACAAAGCUGCCUGUGCGCUACAUGGUAAUAUGAUAGGAAAGUGCGUUACACCAGGGUCGUAGAGAAAUGCGUGUAAUAUUACAGCAUUUAUGGAGCGUUUGCAUCACAAUUGCGCGUCAAACAAGAGUGCACAGAAAUGCAUGUGCGCGUACACGUUUCCACAUAAUACCGACAUAAUGACACAUGCACACUCGGGGCUGAAGUUGACCAGGUGUCCGUAAAUGACGUGUGUGAGGUGGAGAUGCACGGUUUCAAUGUUGAAACUCUUAUGGCACGCAGCCGGGAAAAAAAGGGCUGCAAAUUAAACUUCCUGACUUUGAAGCUGUGCACUUGAAGGUGUCCUGACACAGGCCAGGGUAGGGCAAAAAGUGUGUCGCACACGACAUAAUUCCUUCCCUUUGUUUGAAUAGUUUGUCUUCAGGAAUUGAAUAAAUAAUUUUGGCGGCAUCCCAGUAAUGGUGUCUUUCACCUGAUGUUAUUUUCUGUCAGUUCUCUGUGUGCUCAACCUGGCACAGCGCAAAUGCCUGUUCCGAGCGCUUCAACAAAUCAAAGGUGAGAACUAAUUGUAUCUUGUGCACGUGCACAGUAGCAUUUAAAGUGCUCAAUAAAACAUGGCGUUGUUGCAGAUCUGUGUCUCUCUGUCGAGUUCUGAGUCGACCACAAGCAGGGCAACAUGCACAGCUCUCACUCCUCCUGUGCUGCCGGGAUAGAGACGUGUGCGCUGAUCUUCUGCGAUACGCUCUUGUGUUGACGUUGAUAAUGGUACCAAUGUAUAAUGUCAGGCCAAGUUAACUUUUUCAACAACAGCAGCACCUUAUUAGCAGCCUCAGAAAAACUGGAAUCGAUGCUAAAACUGACCCUGCUCACGUCACUAUGAAGUGCGCGUCAUCCGCUUCGAUAUUAGUGUUUUUUUUGUUUGUUUUUUUUAAACAGACCAGCCAUCUCUGGAGAUUGAAACAGUCUGCUCUCUGAAAAAAAAAUGUUUUUUUGUUUUUUUGCUGAAAUGCACUGCAUUUACGGUUUUGUCACUGAGCAGGAUGUUUUUUGGGUGGAUUUUUCCUUUCCAUGAUGCACAAAUGAGCUCUGUUCUUUGGUUGUCAUGACAACGCGCUUGUUUGUACAGUAGUUUUUCUUUACCAUAGUCGAUUUUUGGCCACGACCAUAGCUUUAGGUAGAUUAACCAACCUCAGAGUCUAGAUUAUGGUGAGGCACACGAACUCGGUAAA
Thalassophryne amazonica is the source of this 7909-nucleotide messenger RNA. Its product is annotated as methyl-CpG-binding domain protein 5-like. Gene Ontology annotation, molecular function: chromatin binding; DNA binding. Bases 614 to 5005 code for a protein of 1463 amino acids. The record is from RefSeq and is a predicted model, not a curated record. NCBI's taxonomy places the organism in Eukaryota, Metazoa, Chordata, Actinopteri, Batrachoidiformes, Batrachoididae. Gene Ontology annotation, cellular component: chromocenter; nucleus. The transcript has 9 exons.